Mycena citricolor is the source of this 1449-nucleotide messenger RNA. Lineage: Eukaryota; Fungi; Basidiomycota; Agaricomycetes; Agaricales; Mycenaceae. The record is from the annotation of a GenBank genome assembly.
CCGGUUCAUGAACCAAGAAUUGAGCGGACCUAAGUAAUAAGAUGGGACUUGGUCGGGUGACGCCUAUCAAGUAUGUCACUCAACUACACAAGACCAAAUCCACAAUGAACUUGCGGCUGCGCACAACAAGAUGCCCUGCCGAUCUUUGUUCGCAAAUUCAUGUGGCUUGUGGACCCUCACCAUUUCAACCAUUGCUCACCUGACAUCAGUUUAUCCCACAGUGCUUCAUUCCAUCUGGAAUCUGGGAACGACAGAUCGAGCUGAGGUCUCGUUUACCCUGGAAGUCUCUCCAUCUUUGUGGUUGAUGACGGGCCGUCAUCUUAUGUGGAUGGCAAUUCUCUCGUCUUGCCCGACUGAUGUUUCUCAUGGUACUCCACUCAUUUACGAAGGUUCUGAGCGGCAACCUGAAUCGCCCAAUACCUCUCUUCUUCGUCUGCCAUGGAUUCAGGUUCCCUCCCGCCGUCAGCCAUCGAACCCAUAAUCGAGGCUUACGCGCAGGGCAUCCGGCCCGCUUUCGCCUUUAUUCUGAUACCUGCCAUUUUCUCAGCCAUGCUCGUGCCUCUUCUCAUCAUGCUCUUCACGCUUUCCACUCCCCAGGUCCGCCGGGGACCCAUCUUCAUUCUCAACACAGCGGCGAUCUGCUUUGGCUUGACUCUCGGUGCACUGAUCACCCAUCUUGCGAUGGAAAGCGUUCUCUCACCAUUCCGCGCAAACACCAAAGGCGAAGACCUCGUAUACGUAAUUCUGGACGCGUGGCUCCCCUGGAUCGCCGAAUCCGUCCUCCUUGUCCGAAUCUGGGCAGUAUUCCCCCGCGCGAAGCUUCCGUUUGUGCUGGCGUUUCCAGUACUUAUCAAGAUCGCGCGAAGCGUCGUCAACAUCCUCUUCAUCGUCGGCUGGGCAAAGGGUCUAUUCCAUCCUACGACGGUAAAUGAGCUGGAGGUCAUAAAACAGCUCAACCCGUUGUAUUUCAAAUUGGGGGCUAUCCUGGAACUUUUUGAUAAUGCAUACAUCUCAGGGCUAUUCCUCUGGCGACUCGCCCGGACCGGACACGUAUUCAACGGCCAAGCGAUCGGCAGGCUUGCCCAUAAGCAAACCUACUCCGGACAUUUGGAAAACCUGUUUUGGAUUGCCAGCACAAAUUUUGUAUUCCCGAUAAUUAUCAGCGUGAUCGAAAUUGCCGCCAUAUACAGCGGCAACGUGGUCCUCGGCUCCUGUCUCAACCUGGUCAACUGUUACGUUGAAAUCAUCUCGACUGUCUUUGCCACCGUAUGGUCCUCUACGGCAUCCUUCGCAGAGGCGACCAGGAGCACUGCGUUCUCGACUACAAGCUAUGUACAGCCAAGACCGUUGCCUGAUCAGCCGCUAGAAUUGUUCAUGGACCGAGUCGUGACCAUCACAAUGGAUCCGCUGCCGGAUGAAGGACAGGAAGGAAAACCUGGUCCGGUGUAG